AGGCGAAAGCGCCUCUAGCGGACGAAAACCGAGUUCGUCUAGCGUCUAGCUGUGGAACCUAUCAACCACAAACAAAACACGCAAUUGCCGUCUAUAUUGAUAAACCACGUAUUUUCCCUACCCCGCGAUGACGGAAGUGCCGCCCAAGAAGCGCAACGCCUGCGUCAUCGUUCUGGGCGACAUCGGACGCAGUCCACGGAUGCAGUACCAUGCCCAGAGUCUCCUGGAGGACAACUACCACGUGGACGUCAUCGGUUACUUGGAGACGCGGCCCCUGGAUGCACUUGCCCAGUCGCCCCGCUGUCGAAUCCACGAACUGACUGCCGUCCCAGUGACAAACCUCACGCCCAAACUGCGCCUGCUUUUCAAGGCCUUCUGGCAGACGCUUAGUCUGCUGAUGGCCCUGAUAUCGAUACGGCGACCCAGCUUCCUGCUAGUCCAGAAUCCGCCAGGGAUUCCCACGCUGAUCGUUUGCUACCUGUACUGCGCCCUCACCCGCACCAAGCUGGCCAUCGAUUGGCACAACUACACGUACACAGUGCUGGCGCUGGGAAUGUCCGGCGGGGAGCAUAGUCCGCUGAUCCGGCUGGUGCGACGUUUGGAGCGCUACUUCGGCUCCAAGGCACACACGCACUUCUGUGUGACGCGGGCCAUGCAGGAGGAUCUGCAACAGAACUGGGGAAUUGGUCCCGUAAACGUUCUGUACGAUCGCGCGCCUGCUCAAUUUCAUCCCAUCGACCUGCCUCACAAGCACGAGCUCUUCCUGAAGCUGGCUCAAGACUACCCGCAAUUCCAGGCCCAGGACUCUGAACAGUCCGGUGUGCUGGAGGCCACCGCUCUUACCCAGAAGCUCGCGAACGGUAGUGUGCAAUACAAACCUCACCGACAGGCAGUUCUGGUUUCCAGUACCAGCUGGACGCCCGACGAGGACUUUGGGAUACUUCUAAAGGCCUUGCAAGCCUACGAGGAGACGGCACAAGCGGAACCCUUGGUGUAUCCGUCUCUGCUGUGCAUUAUCACCGGAAAGGGACCGCAGAAGGAGCACUACGUGGCCGAGAUCGCCCAGCUGAAGUGGCAAAAGGUGUCGAUAAUCACGCCUUGGCUUGAGAUCGAGGACUAUCCCACUGUGCUGGCCAGCGCCGAUCUUGGCGUGUGCCUCCACUGGAGCACAAGUGGCUUGGACUUGCCCAUGAAGGUGGUCGACAUGUUCGGGAGUGGCCUACCUGUCUGCGCGUACGAUUUUAAAUGCCUAGACGAGCUGGUUAAACAUGGCGAGAAUGGCUUUGUAUUUGGGGACCAUGUUCAGUUGGCCGAGCAGUUGCGCAUCUGGUUCGAGCAUUUUCCAAAAAAUCCAAGUAUCCUGGAGACGCGAGCCGGCUUCCAGCGCAGCCUGCAACAGUUCCAGGAGCUACGCUGGCGGGAGAGCUGGCGACUGAUUGCGGCACCUGUACUAGAGGCAUUUGUUUAAGGCAUUUUUUGUUGUUUAUUAAACAAAAACGUUUGACAAUUACACGCUAAGACAGACUUUCCUA
Molecule: messenger RNA, 1532 nt
Organism: Drosophila ficusphila
Lineage: Eukaryota; Metazoa; Arthropoda; Insecta; Diptera; Drosophilidae
Gene: Alg1
Product: chitobiosyldiphosphodolichol beta-mannosyltransferase
Exons: 3
Coding region: 128-1468 (446 amino acids)
Cellular component (GO): endoplasmic reticulum
Molecular function (GO): mannosyltransferase activity
Source: RefSeq, a predicted model, not a curated record